Boleophthalmus pectinirostris (great blue-spotted mudskipper) is the source of this 474-nucleotide messenger RNA. It is a transcript of the gene tomm6, whose product is annotated as translocase of outer mitochondrial membrane 6 homolog (yeast). Bases 64 to 264 code for a protein of 66 amino acids. Gene Ontology annotation, cellular component: mitochondrial outer membrane translocase complex. The transcript is spliced from 3 exons. NCBI's taxonomy places the organism in Eukaryota, Metazoa, Chordata, Actinopteri, Gobiiformes, Gobiidae. The record is from RefSeq and is a predicted model, not a curated record.
GACUUUUUUUUUCUUAAGGUUGCUUUAGCCAGUAACCUCUCACGUUCACAUAUCGGCAAAAGCAUGAGCGGACCUACUGUCAAAAAGGGUUCGUCUGGGCCUUCUGGAGUGAUUCAGUGGGUCACCUCCGCGUGUCGGUUUGCUACGGACAGAAACGACUUUAGAAGGAAUCUCUUGGUGAAUCUCGGGUUGUUUGCUGCUGGUGUUUGGGUGGCUAGAAAUCUCUCAGAUUUUGAUUUAAUGUCUCCUCAGCCUGUGACAUAACCUUCACAACAACACAUAGAGUUCAAGAGUGACAAGAGGGGGUGCACAUACCUCUGGUUGGCAAACAGCAAAAACCUGCAGACAGCAAAAACUUUUCUUCUUAGUUAAAGAUCUUGGCAUUUGUAUGCUCUAGGUUUGUGUUGUUUUUGUUGUCUUUGUUUUUUUUUACUUUGAGAAGCGUUAUGGCAAACUAAGUGAAUCUUUUUAUGU